Messenger RNA from Aspergillus alliaceus, 951 nucleotides. RefSeq lists its product as uncharacterized. The coding region runs from base 1 to 951 and encodes 316 amino acids. The transcript has 2 exons. The record is from RefSeq and is a predicted model, not a curated record. NCBI's taxonomy places the organism in Eukaryota, Fungi, Ascomycota, Eurotiomycetes, Eurotiales, Aspergillaceae.
AUGUCACAUCGCUCCCACCCGAAGAAGUGGUCUGGAAGCCGCUUGAAGCCCAUCGCGGACUCUCUGGAAGCGGUGGGUUUUGUAUCCAAAGGCGAUCGCAAAUUAUUAGAUCAUAAAGCCCAGAAUGACUACUUUUCCCAAAUUGUUGAACGAUAUAUGGGUUUCUGUGCCCGCCAUUCCGAAGACUUAGACGCCGCGUGGUUAUCUCUCCCGACCAGUGCAUCAGGCGAUGCCACGAAGAACCCCCCGGCCGUUCUUCCCCGUACGAAAGAAAAGCAACCCGCCACAAACAGCCCAUCGGCAUCCGCAGAACUAUCCACCCUUCUUCUUUCCCUCCGCAAGCUUCGUGAAGCGAUCCUAGCAACCGCAUCCACAAUACCUGUCUCAUUCUCCCAACGCGUCCAUGUCUUCUCCGUCAGGAUAUCUAUCCAAGCCAAGCAUCCUCCGUCGUACUUCCCUUCUCUUCGCUACCUACUUGAGAAACUACACUCCCCUUCUCAUCCAUUGCCGGAUUCGGAGUUGAAAGAUCUCACCUCGUAUCUAAUCCUCGACUACGCCUGUCGACAGGAUGAUCUGAUUGCAGCUUUUGAGCUGCGCGCGCAGGUGCGCCGCAAACAUGCGUUUCAGUCGCACACAGUCGACCGUGUGUUAACAGCCCUGGCGCAUGACAAUUGGGUCGUAUUCUGGCAGGUUCGAAAAGAAGUGGAUUCCUCCAUUCGGGCGUUGAUGAAUUGGGCUGAAGAUCGAGUUCGAAGACACGCACUCAAGGCCGUCGGUAGUGCCUACCUCAACGUUGGGAUGCAAUGGAUCACCGAAGGUUGCACUGGAGACAAGUCCUGGACAUGGGAUAAACUAGUAGAGACGGAGAAGCUUGGUUGGCAGAGAGAGGGUGACAAGAUCAUCAUCCGUAAACCAAAACCCAGGCCACAAACCGUUCCUGUAUCAAAGUAA